GGUCAAGACUGGUUGAGUGUUACGUUAUUCCCUCUCAUAUGAUAGGGAUCAUAUGAGCUUUAUUGUUCUUUGCAAUCGGGAUGGCUAAGCAUAUUUUACUUAGUGAAAGUGAAAGUGUCUGUAUAAGUUUUUCAUGCGUCAUGCAUCCGAACAGAACUAGAUCAGAAAAACGAGAAUCUACGAUUAGUAACCGAAUGUUUGUUUAAUUGUAGCCUUAUAUUCAAUUGUAGCUCGUGCAGGAAGUUCUACUUGAUGGGGAAUAAACAUUUUGAGAAGCUGUAACGCCACAUUUUGUUCAAGUUUUUUUGAUUCAUCAAGAAAACAGAUGCAGCUCGAUGAAGACUGACUGAAUCAUGGAGGACAAACAAACAUUAAAACAAGAUAUUUAUCCAGAAUGCAGGGAGCGAUCAAACUCACCGGAGUCCAGCUGUGUGUCCAUGAAGAGUGACCGGUCUAUGAAACUGCCAGUAAAUGUUGAGGGAGGACACACAUCAACUGAUCUUAGGGAGCGAUCAAACUCACCGGAGUCCAGCUGUGUGUCCAUGAAGAGUGACCGGUCUAUGAAACUGCCAGUAAAUUUUGAGGGAGGACACACAUCAACUGAUCUGAGUGACAGAUCAAACUCACCGGAGUCCAGCUGUGUGUCCAUGAAGAGUGACCAGUCUAUGGAGCAGCCAGAAGUACAACUUGAGAGAGGACACGCAUCAACUGAUCUGAGCACAUACAAACCAAAUCUGCUGAAGAAGUUUCAGUGCCUGCAUGAAGGAACAGCAAAGCAGGGAAACCCAACACUCCUGAAUGAGAUCUACACAGAGCUCUACAUAACAGAGAGUGAAAGUGGAGAGAUCAAUAAUGAGCAUGAGGUGAGACAGAUUGAGACACAGUCCAGGAGAGCAGCAACCGAGGACACACCAAUCAAAUGCAAUGACAUCUUUAGAGCUUUACCUGGACAAGGCAAAGCCAUCAGAACUGUGCUGACAAAGGGAGUCGCUGGCAUUGGAAAAACGGUCUCUGUGCAGAAGUACAUUGUGGACUGGGCUGAAGGGAAAGAGAAUCAGGACGUCCAGCUCAUAUUUCCACUUCCUUUCAGAGAGCUCAACUUGAUGAAGGACAAAACACUCAGUCUUUUAGAUCUUCUUCAUGACUUUUUCCCUGAAACUAAAGAAAUUCAAAUAUCUAGUAGUGAAUAUAAAGUGUUGUUCAUCUUCGAUGGUCUGGAUGAGUGUCGUCUGUCUCUGGAUUUUCAGAGCAAUGUGAGGUUGUGUAAUGUGAGUGAAUCAGACUCCGUGAACGUGCUGCUGAUGAACCUCAUUGUGGGGAAUCUGCUUCCCUCUGCUCUCAUCUGGAUCACCUCCAGACCAGCAGCAGCUGAUCUCAUCCCCUCUGAGUGUGUCCAUCGAGUGACAGAGGUACGAGGCUUCAAUGAUCCACAGAAGGAGGAAUACUUCAGGAAGAGAAUCAGUGAUCAGAGUCUGGCUGAGAGGAUCAUCUCACACCUGAAGUCAUCAAGGAGCCUCUACAUCAUGUGCCACAUCCCAGUCUUCUGCUGGAUUUCAGCCGCUGUUCUAGAGAAGAUGUUGAGUGGAGCAGAGAGCGGAGAGAUUCCCAAGACUCUCACUCAAAUGUACACACACUUCCUGAUCAUUCAGACCAAUAUCAGACAUAAGAAGGACUAUGUGAAGAAAGUUAAAAAUGAAGACCCGAUUGUCAAACUGGGGAGACUGGCUUUUCAGCAGCUUGUGAAAGGCAACCUGAUCUUCUAUGAGCAAGACCUGAGACAGUGUGGCAUUAAUGUGACAGAAGCAUCAGUGUACUCAGGAUUGUGCACUCAGAUCUUCAGAGAAGAGUCAGGCUUGUUUAAGGGGAAAGUCUUCUGCUUUGUUCAUCUGAGCAUCCAGGAACAUCUAGCUGCUCUAUAUGCACACUGCUCCUUCACACAUGACAACAUCUGUGUGUUUAGACAAAGUUCGGUCAACGUUUUAAACCUAAGGAAAUAUGUAAUAUCUGAGCUGCUUCAGAGAGCAGUGGAUGAGGCUUUACAGAGUAAGAAUGGACAUCUGGAUCUUUUCCUGCGUUUUCUUCUGGGUCUGUCACUGGAGUCCAAUCAGACUCUCUUACGAGAACUACUGACACAGACAGGAAGAUGCUCCUACAACAAAGAGGAAACAGUUCAGUUCAUCAAGCAGAAGAUCAGGGAAAAUCAAUCUCCAGAGAGAUUCAUCAAUCUGUUCCACUGUCUGAAUGAACUGGGUGAUGAUUCACUGAUGCAGGAGAUCCAAGAUUAUCUGAGAUCUGAAGAAAUAGGAGAAAUCAGACUCUCCUCUUCACAAUGGUCAGCUCUGGUGUAUGUGUUGCUUACAUCAGAGCAGGAGAUGGAUGUUUUUGAUCUGAAUCAGUUUAUUGGAGAACAAAAUACAGCAGAUGAAGUUCUUCAGAAGCUGCUGCCUGUGGUUAAAGAAUCCAGAUCAGUUCAGUUGUGUGUUUGUGGUUUCACACAUAAAGGUUGUGCAGCUCUGGCUUCAGCUCUGAGUUCAAACUCCUCACACAUGAGAGAACUGGAUCUGACUGGAAAUAAAAUACGAGAUGCUGGAGUGAAGCUGCUCUUGGAUGGACUGAAGGAUCCUCACUGUAAACUGAAAAAACUAAGGUUGAGUGAUUGUGGAGUCACAUAUGAAGGUUGUGCUGAUCUGGCUUCAGCUCUGAAAUCAAACCCCUCACACCUGAAAGAACUGGAUCUGACUGGAAAUGAACUAAAAGGCUCAGAUGUGAAGCUGCUCUCUGAUCUGAAGGACGAUCCAAAUUAUGAACUGGAGAUGCUUAGGUUUUAGAUGUUAGUCUGAUCAGCUGAUGGUGAAUAAAGAGCCACUGCAGACAGACAUCACAUUCAACAGAAUCAACAGACAUAAAGUGAUAGUGAUCAUUACACACACGUGUGUGUGUGUGUGUGUGCGCGUGCAAAACUGUACAAAAUGAUCCACCCUUGAUUUUAAGAACUUAAAAGAACUUUUUUUUUUGUUCUUCAGAAUUUACAUUUGUACUGGUACCACAUUUAACAUAAUAGUUUUACAAGUUGUUUGUGACAAUCAAUGUUUAGUUCAGUUCUUACUACAAUAGAUUUAAACCCAACAAAUGCCUAGGAUUGAGUUAAAGUACUGGUCUUCAUUUAUGAUUAAUUAACUUGAAAAGCUUAAAAAAAAAAAAAAAGCUCCUGGAGGUCAUUUCUGGAUGUCUGUAAUCUGAUCUAAUAUUGAAGUGCCGCU
Messenger RNA from Carassius auratus (goldfish), 3260 nucleotides. RefSeq names its product NLR family CARD domain-containing protein 3-like. The record is from RefSeq and is a predicted model, not a curated record. Gene Ontology annotation, molecular function: protein binding. NCBI's taxonomy places the organism in Eukaryota, Metazoa, Chordata, Actinopteri, Cypriniformes, Cyprinidae. Bases 354 to 2828 code for a protein of 824 amino acids. The transcript has 9 exons.